Molecule: messenger RNA, 32486 nt
Organism: Porites evermanni
Lineage: Eukaryota; Metazoa; Cnidaria; Anthozoa; Scleractinia; Poritidae
Source: the annotation of a GenBank genome assembly
CGCUGAACGACGAUGACAUCACAUGAGUUGGGGUCGAAAAGUCAAUAAAUCUCUUUUCGAAUUUGUUAGUCGAACGGUCUAACUCAACUAAGUUCCGUUUGAACGUCAGCAAAAAAAUAUGCUAAGCAUUUUGUCUGAGCGAAGUUUCCAUGCCCCAAGAGGGUUUAGAAGCCGGUGUGCUUUCAGGAAAGCUCAGUGAAAUUUAUCUGUCUGUUAACAGAAAUGGCGCGAUCGCCUGGUGACAGGAAGAGCAAUUUGUAAACUGCCCCUGAUUGUGAAGAAUGGAAGAUUCUACAACGAGCAACGGACCGGAGGAAUUUUCUACAGAAGAAAGCGACGAGAAUGAAGUUUACUACAAACAAAAGUGUAAAUAUUUGGAAAGCCAACUCGAAAAGUUUCGAGAGCAGGCCACCAAAGUGCGCGAAGUCAUUAGUCAAAAGGUAUGCAUGUAAUUCAGUUCUGUUCAUUUUAUGUCGUGUUCACCUGAUAUUCUCAUUUUACGAAUUAUUUGCUUCUUUUGUUCUUGUGUGAAGGUGUAUUCACAGCCUUUUGAAAAGUUUUCCUUUUUUGUUUUGGUCGUAUUCUUCGCGGUUUCGGAUUCGUAUAAGCCUCGCUUUUAUCGGUAUUGGAAUCUCCUCAGCUCACUCGUCGCCGCGUGGAGGUGAUGUUUGUUUUCAAAUGAUUUUCAUGCAGCAAAACAACAAUACACUGAAAAUAUUUCAAAAUGUUUCAUCUGUGAAAAGUUUUGAGCAAUGUCUCCAACGUUUUCCUUUGAAGUGAAAGAAUCAUGAGGUUAAAAGAAGUUAACACCCAUGCGUUUCUCGGCGUCAAAACAUAACCGCCAUUCUCGUGAAGUGAAAUAUGAGAUAAAAUUCCACUUUCGAAGGAAACGAGGGUGUCAUCGCCAUAAUCAGCUGCUGACUCUAGGAAAUAUCAGGCCUUAGCUUAAUUCUUUUAUUUAAACAUGUAAGAACGGUUGGAAAAAUAUUUUUAACAUCGUUGAAUUAAAAAAUUAAUUCUGAUCAGCUGUUCAGCAGCCUUGUUGUCUGAUCUGCUUUCAGCCAUUCAAUUAUUGUUUCAGUUUUAACUUUAUCAACAAAUGUAGAAAUUGUAAAUUAAUCUUUACAGUAAAUUUAUGAUCAUAUGAAACAGCUGCUGUAAAAGUGUAAACUGUAGAAAUGCAAGUUACUCUUUAUGAUAAAAUAUUCUUGGCAUUUUUGAUAAAUACUUUUCAGACAAAUUUUAAUAAAUUUUUGGUUAAACUUUCUCCCAUUUUUCGGAUUCAUUGAUUAUUUACAAAAUCGAGCAAUCAGCGAGCUAUAGUUUAAUAAAAAUUUGUUUUGAUAAUAAACUAUGAAAUAGAAUGCAGCAAAUUUGCUCACUUUGUUUCUUCCUUUGAAAUGAAAUCACGAACCACAAGAAAUGUUAGACUGUCUGCUGAUGUCCGGCCACACGCUACUGUUUUGUGAAGUGUUUAGAUGUCGACAUUUCUGUAGUGUCAUUAAGUAAAACCCUUUACCAAGUAGUGACGUAUUUUGAUUAUGGCUAAGGUAAACACUGUUGUAAAAUAAUUGGUUUAGGUACACUUCUAAUCUUUACUUUUCAGAAGGGAAAGUGAAACAAACACCAAGUUUGUUGGACACAAAACUGUGCAAUUUUUUCCGGUUUGUGAAUAUUCGCUUGCCAUGUUGCUAAAAUUGGCUUUGUAUUUUGUAGUAUACAGUGUUUUCCUUAAAGGCAUAGCCAAGUGAAAUAAUUGUCUUACUAGUCUCCUGUUGUAGGCAUUGUGUAUCAAUAAGUUAAAUAUUUUAUAAAGCCAGUUUAAAUCUGAUGAUUUUUUAUGUGGCUCAUGGGACUUUGCUCUCCCUCAUCACACACUUUAUAGGUAUUCUCUUGUUUAAGUGGGAAUUUAUGAUUAUUUAUCUGUAAAAAAUUGGUCUGUUAGACAGAGGUUGGAGAAAGUCAUGUCUGGUCAUCCAGGACAUGUAGAGUUUCUUUUUGUGCAAGUAAUUUUUUAACCUCACUUGUCUAAUUAUAGGCAGACCACCCUCUGUUCAUGUGGCUAUUGUUGGUGUUGAAUCUGGGCAUUGGUCUUUUGUACUCAAUAGAAGAAAUACAGACAGGGCUUCUGAUAGGUCGCGGAAAAAAAGCUAAAUUUUGCGGGAUUUUCAGGAGCAAAUUCGCUAAAAAUCAGCUGAUUUCACAGGAUUUUCGCGGGAAAAAAGUCAAAAUUCGUGGAAAAAUUGGCCGAUUUCACGUGAUUUUUGCCGGGGAGAAGUCAAAAUUUGCAAAAAAAUAGGCUGAUUUUGCGGGAUUUUAGCGGGAAAAAAGUCAAAUUUCAAAGGAUUUUCAGGGGCAAAUUCUUAGAAAAAUCGGCCAAUUUCAUGGGAAAUUUGGGGGGAAACUUCACCAAGAAACAAUCAGUAAAAAACAGCCAAUUUUGCUGGAUUUUUUUUAGCAAAUUUCCCUUAAAUCGAUCAAUUUUGCGUCGAUAUGACCAGUGACCAGUGACCAGUGACCAGUGUUGUUUUUAACAUUUUUUUAACAGGGAUAAUCAUUUGCUCUUUCAACAACAGUUCGCACGAGAAAUGAGCGAAUGCUAAAGCUGUUAACUUUAUGGUUAGUGCCCAGUUUUUCGCAACGUUCAUCUAAAAACGUCUGGUAGUUUUGGGACGUUGUUUACUUGUUGCAGUGACAAAGUUUCAAGAUAAAUUUGGACGUUUAGGGUGAAUAAAACAGGUCUAAUAGCCAGGAUAAGUAUUAAAUAUGUUUUGCCAACAUGUAUUUGGAAAUAUUUCUGGUAGAUUUCGCAGUACAGUCUAACCUCUCCUUACGGACACCUCUAUAAUACGGACACCUCUCUAUUACGGACAGUUCGUUUGGUCCCAGAAGUGCCAAAAAUCAUACAUUCCCUACCUCUAUAAUGCCGACACCUCUGUAAAGCGGACUAUUGGUUCUGUCCCUUUGGUGUCCGUAUUAAAGAGGUUUGACUGUAUUUCGCAUUUUUUGGGGGAAUUUCGUGGGAUUUCGUGGAAAUACCUGAAUUUGGCAGGUCCGCGACCGCGCGAAAUAUCAGAAGCCCUGUACAGAUUAACAUUCUUUAGUUCUAAACUUCUGGUCAAAUAAUCAUCUCCCAAAAAAAUGCUUUUAACAGCUCAGGAUGAUGAAAAAACAUGACGGGUGACUAAGUUAACAUUUUGCUUGAAAUUUGUUUGAACAUUUUGGUUCAAAUCUGUAUUUUGGAAUAAAUUGUAGUGGCGGUAAUGUUCAUCUUAAUUUAUUUUAUCAAGUACAAAAAAGCGAUGCUCAGGUUUCAAUAAUGACAACAGCCCCAUGAACAGGGUGGUUUACCUGUGGUCCAAUAGGAAAGGGAUCAUGGAAGACAUCUGGUAACUGAAAAUUAGCUAAAGCAAGCAAGCAAUGGCUCUGGAAAAGCAAAAUGUGAGACUGCUGCUAGUCCCAAGGUCAACCUAUGAGUUAAGCUUUUUCAAGCCCUGUUACAAUAAAGACCACACUUCACUUUUCCCGACUAUUCAAAGCUUUUUACUUCUAUGUUACAUUUUUUUAAAUAUUGAGGAUCUCAAAGUUUUCAUAAUAAUAUUAUUAUGAUACAGAACCAUUCACAGUCCAAGAUGUUUUGGGUGCAUAGUCUUGUAAUAUUAGACACAGGAAAAAAUAACGGAUUCCCAUUUUUGGAUAUUUUUGGGUAUUUAAAGAAUACCCAUAAAAAUCCCAAAUUUGGCAUAGUGAGACAAGUCCCAACCAGGGAAUUCCCAACCAAGUUCCCUGAUUGGGACUUGUCUCACUCUUCCAAAUUUGGGAUUUUUGUGGGUAUUCUUUAAAUACCCAAAAAUAUCCAAAAAUGGGAAUCCGUUAUCUUUUCCUGUGAGAGUAGAAAAUCAAAUAAUUAUGAAACCUUUCAAGUGGAUACUCAAAAAUUUGUGCAAAAUGCAUAAAAAGGAUAUCAUUUUUUUUCUGAGUGGAAAUCUUUUUAAAAGUAGUUAUGCCCAGUCCUCUUCUCAGAAGAGAUCUCCUGUGGUUAGAUUCUCUUCUAAAUGACCAAGUUCAAUUAGCAACCACUUUGCAUUUGGGUGGUCACUAAAAGGAAGUUCGAUGAUAUACUCUGAAAUAAUGUUAUAAGUGACUCUGUUUUACCAAUGUCCCUUUGUGUGUGCAACAAAGGAAUUAGGAGACUAAUAGACAUACAUGUAGAACGUGCAUGCUACUGGAGUACAAUGUAGAUGACUCAUAUCAAUUUAUGAUCUUCUCUUGCACUGGCUGUUAUGCUUUUAUAAUUUUUUAUUAACCCAUUUGCUCCUAGAGAUGUUGCCGAAAAACGUGUUUUGAAGCUAGUUGAGUGGUUUUCUGGUCACUGUCGUGCUAUUAAGAGCUAAGACUUACCACAAACCCGCUUAGUGAGGUUGUACAUUUCACGGCCUUGUGAUUCAGAAACAAAAUAUAAGCGUAAGAAGUUUGGGCAUAUGCCGAAAGCAAAAUUUCGAAAGUGACACAGCAGUCUUGACUUUUACUUUUUGCUUUCUCUCCUCCCCUCUUUUUUACUUUUCUUGCGUCAUUUUUUUUCUCGUGCUGGGCAUUUUAGUAGGCUUCAUUUUGGUGGGAAAGGUUUUUAAGAAAGCUUUUAGGAUCUUAGGAUUAGGUGAAAGGAAAGGUAGCUGGGCAGUGGAACAAGAUUUUCAUAGAAAUUUUCAGGUCAAUGUUACAUGGAUUUUUGCCUUUUUUCCGGUGUCCUUGACUGAAUUGUGCUCAUUCUGGUUUGCUUUGAAAGAUCCCUUCACUCUGCACAAGUUAGCGGACAAAGUUGACCUUGACCGUCAAAACUGAUGAUGUCACAGGGGUAGAAAGGGUGUGGAUCGGCAUGGGUGGUUACAGGUGCCUCAGGGGCGAAUGGGUUAAAUAUAAACUCUUCUUUUCAUAGUCUGAAUUGUUGUGGCCAUUAUCUUUUUUGUCUUUAUUCAACCUAAGUAAUGAAGUGGUUACUCCACAGUCAAACUUUAUAAAACAAGGGAAGGAAAGAAAAACCAUUCAAUAAUAAAUAAUUUGGUUCAGCACUUGAGUGGUAUGGUAUUUGGGCUCUGACACAGCAGUCUUGACUUUUAUAUUUCCCUUUCUCUUCUACCCUCUUUUUUUGCUUUUCUUGCAUCAUUUCUUUUUAUCUUGCUGGGCAUUUAGUAGGCUUCAUUUUGGUGGAAAAAGUUUUCAAGAAAGCUUUUAGGAUCUUAGGAUUGGGUGAAAGGAAAGGUAGCUGGGCAGUGGAACAAGAUUUUCAUGGAAAUUUCAUGUCAAUGUUACAUGGUUUUUUGCCUUUUUUUCUGGUGUCCUUGACUGAAUUGUGCUCAUUCUGGUUUGCUUUGAAAGAUCCCUUCACUCUGCACAAGUAAGAGGACAAAGUUGUCCUUGACCGUUAAAACUGAUGAUGUUACAAGGGGUAGAAAGGAUGUGGAUCCGCAUGGGCGGGUGCCUCAGGGGCGAUUGGGUGAAAGAUAAACUCUUCUUUUCAGUUACGACAGGCAGAAUUUUUGUGGCCAUUAUCUUUUUUGUCUUCAUUCAACCUAAGCAAUGAAGCAGUUGCUCCACAGUCAAACUUUAUAAAACAAGGGAAGGAAAGAAAAACCAUUCAAUAAUAAAUAAUUUGGUUCAGCACUUGAGUGGUAUGGUAUUUGGGCUCUGACAGAGAUAAUAGUUUUUUUUCCCAAAUUUUUGUAAAUGCUUUUAACAAGUUCAGGGAGCUUAUCCUGCAAAUACAGAGUUUUGACCAUUUUCGUCUUUCCUGGUAGUCUACACAUGCAGUUUAUUCUAUUAACAUUCCCUUACAAGCAGUUUCUUGGGACUGGAUAUUGACCCCUCCCUAUCUUGGUCAUCCCACGCAGCUAAUUUCAGGAAAAAACUCUAAAGCACGUUGCUUUUCUGGCUUGCAGACAGACUGCAGACUAUUGUUUUUAGGGUUAGAAAACAAUGGGACUAUUAUUGUCACGCACUCAUUUGCAUGGUGAAAACAAUAGUCCACAGUUUGCACUUUACACUGACCACAAUUGUAAUAUUAUUAUGCACUUUAUUGAAAUGAAGUAUUAUUCAUUCAUUCGUUUCUUAAUGUACUUUUACUAAAACUAAAAUUAACUACAGCAAUGACAAUUUUCAAGUACAUGUAUUAAUGUGACAAGCCAAGUUUAAAUGAAGUUUGGCCUUUUUUGGGCUUGAAUGCUUUUUUAUAUUGCUUAGAAUAUAAUAUCAAGAGGGAUAUUGGGGCAGAGUCAUUCUUAAGAUUCAUUGUAGUUUGUACAUGUAAUAUAUAUAUAUAUAUAUAUCUUAUUCACUCGAUCAUUUCUAUUUUGUUGUAUUAGUUAAGUAAUUUGGAGGAAAAAUCAAGAAAUGCUGAUGCAAAAGCAGCAGAAAAAGCCCAACAGGUUAGCUGUUUAACCAUGCUUUAAUAAUUAUACUCAUACUGAUCACAUAACGUUUUAGAAGUUUCAUGGCUCAAUAUAUUCUGUGUUGCUAUUUAUUUGCAUUUGCUUCAAUCCAUCCAUUGCUGUAGUAUGGACCAGGACUUCAUACCAAACUUGAAUUUUUCUUUAGUUUAACCAGUUGGAUACAGCUGUUAUUGCUAAGUCUUGUUUUGUGGUAACCUUUCCUUUUGAUGAGCCUUUGGACUUGUUCUUGUAACAAAACUGUACAUCCUGGCAUACGCAUUCUCUAACUUAAGACUCUGCUCUAAAAGUCCCCGGUGAUGUUUGGCAUGCUAACUUUUCCUCCUGGGUGGCUUGAAAAUCUGUUUUGUUUUUUCAUAUACAUCACAUGCUGGGUAUCCUGUAUUUCACAGGUUCAUGGCAUUAGGCUCCCUUCAAUUUUUCUUAGAGAAUAGCCUUGUAACCUACAGGUAUAAUAUCUCGUCAAAUGAAAACAAUUUUUUGUUUCUUCUGCAUUAUAUUUUAUUGAUGGUUUUACUAGGUGAAGCAUUUGGAGAGCAUGGUGACUGUGAAAGAUGAAACAGUUGUACAAUUAAGGGCUGAGCUGGAGGAUGAGGUAAUACAAGGUUCCUAUUCUGAGAUGGAGGCUGAGUGCCAAUUAGCCACUUUAGAAACAAGAAGGAAACUUGGCCAAGAUAACUUUCACAAGACUUCUGGGACAGUCACUCUGGACAGGGAAGAAAAUUGGCUAAUAGCUGAACUGCACGUCCCCAGUAACAGCCUCAAAAACCAUUGCUCACAACACUUUUUUGGCUCCAAUUCCCUUCAUGUUUCUAAAGUGGCAAAUGCACAUCUGAAAAUAGACUAUUUUGCAACUAGCACUGUAUAUUAUUUUGUCUUGAAAUCAUUCUCAACAUCAAACGCAAAGCUCUUCUUGUGGCUAAAAAAGGGUUUAGUGUUGUUUAAUUUUCUCCAAAGUGCAUCCUGGAUCUGAAUAACUAAAAAUUGAUUUUCUUUUGUCUGUAAAUGUGAUGGUUUCCUGCAAUUUUUUGUCAUGCCAGGCCCAGCUUGUUAGUAUUUUUUGUAAGAUAUUAAGUUUUGAAUUAGCUUAACAGUCGUAAGACUGUUCUGUUAUUGUCACUUUGUGAACAGGCAAAACCAUGGUUUCGGUUCUCCACGCGAACCUCAUCAGUUGCCGGGUUGACUUUGUGCUUAACUGGUUUUAUAAGAGCAACUCAAGUUGUUCUGUGCCAUGGCAAGACAGUAGCUGUUCUGUCUAGCUGACUUUGUCCCCCUCCCCCCUCACAGAUCCAAAAUUCUAGACUUGAAUACUUCAUGUCACAUUUUACCUCCCCAAAUCCAACUUUCUGGAGAUUUUGAGCUAGAAUUUCACCCUUGCAGGUUUUUAGACCGAUUAAAAAGAUUUGGGGUAGAAAUAUAGCUUCUUUGGCGUAAAUUAACAAAUUUAACUUUGAAGCUGCAAUGACAAAACCUUCAUUGAUCGUUCAGAUUUUCUGUGAUUUGUCCAUUCCUGCCGUCUGUGCGUGGUUUGCCAAAAAAUUUUGACAAGUUGAGAAACUUUGUUUUGGUUCCACACAUGUCCUCUAAAGUUCACUUCUGCUCUAUGGAAGGCCAAACAUUUUAUUGGUCAAUUUAUGACAGCUGAUGACGGCAUCAAAUGUGGGUGCGUGCACUCAGGCAUGACAGGCCAAGUGCUCGGUUUUAAAAAUCCUAAGAUUUAUCUGCAAGCGUUUCCUUCCUUUUUUCCUCACCCCCUCCUCACUCUCUUACUUGCCACAUUUUUUGUGCGGUCUUUGACUCACGUUCCUUGUUCUUUGCUCCAAAACCACCGGAAACGCUUGCUACGCAGGCUAAGUAAUCUUGGUUUUUUUUAUCUUCUAUGUAGAAACAAAGGCGGAUACUUCGUGAAAAGGAAGUUGAAGAUAAGGCAGCCCACAUCAAAACCUGGAUGCAUAAGAAGAUUUCUGAGGUAGGUUGCAUCAGCCAUACUAUGGGAAUCCUGUGAGAUGUUGACAUUGAUCAUAAAAAAUAGUGGGUCUGACCCAACUAACUGACCGAUUAUCAGUUAUAAUUGGAAAAAUCUCUUUAUAAGAAUUAUUCCAAUUGAUUAUAUUUUUAUGUGACAGUAUGAGGCAAGGUUACAGGAGGAUGAAAGAAAGUUUCUGCAAUACCGAGACAUAAUUAAAGAAGUUAGCAGGGAGAAUGAGCAGCUUAGGAGAUUACAUACACAGGCUGUGAACAUGGUGCGAGAAAUUGAAACCAAACUUAAUUUUUCUCAAGGUGGGCACUGCAUUUCUUUCUUCUGCUCCUUCACUAAACAUGCAUGCCACUGCAAAAUUGCAAUAGGCCAUUUAUGCAGUGGCAUUUAUUUUGCCAGAGGAAGGAACCGGAAUUCAUUUCAUCCUUUUUUAUUCAAUGUUAUUAGUGAUGUUUAAGCAUCAACAUGUAGAAACAAGAUAAACUAACUACAGUCAACUCCAUUUUAGACCCCUUAAUAGCGGAGUGGGAACUUAUUUCAGUCAAAUUUCUGAGCUUGUUAUAUUUUUUCCUGGAAUUUUGCUGAUGUCAGUAUUUGUGGGGUGUCUGUUUUAAAAACAGUGAUAUGUCUGCAAGGCAAAAGUUGACUGUAAAAUAGUGGAUAAUAGAAAUUGAAAAUUUAAUAAUUUAUCGUUAUUAUAAAAUGUUAUAUUAAUAUUAUUUUUGAUAGCAGUACAUGUAUGAGCCAGCAGCUCAGUGAGCCCACAUAAACAGGUGCAGGACAUUGCACUACAGCUGUACAGUGUGUUUUGAAGGAAAUCAAUGUAUUAUUAACACUUUUACCAUUUUGUUAGUUAAUAUGUAUUUGUUUUUGUUUUUUUUUUAACAGAUCAAGUUAUCAGAUUAUCCAGGGAACUUGCUAAUGCCCAGUGUCAGGAUGGGGACUAUUCUGUCUUGGAACCUGAUCCAGAACAGCUUGAGUCUGGAUUUCAGUCAUUUCAAACUGAAAGACUGACAAGUCAGUCCUCAGUUGAUUCUACAAGCACUCUUGCACUCUCACCAACAGCUAUCUCUCCUGAUUGGGGGGCAACAACUUCAGUAGAUGAACAUGAUGAUGCGAAAUCAGGUUUACCUGAUCAACCUGUUGAAAUAAGAAUAAAAAGGACAUCAAGUGGCAAAUCGCCAUCUAAAAUUCCUCGAUUUGUUGGGAAUGCCGAAGAUCCCAGAUCAGCGCAAAUCUCAUAUUACAUGUCACUCAAGAGAGGGCUAAAGGGACCUGGUGGCUCUCAGUCCAAGUUUUUCCUUCAGAUACAAGAUUCACACAGUCCUUACAUGCAGUUAUUGUCACCAGAGAAUGUUCCACUGAAGAAACAUUAUGAUAGUCAGUCAACACUGGAUUCUGAAGCUGACAAUGUCUUUGAAACUUACUUAGAACCUGUAAAUCACAUUGAUAAUUCUGAUGGUUUUCCAGCUCAGCUUGGGGAAUUGGUAGCUCUUCGAUUAGAUCAUCAAAGCACAACUCCCAGCGUAGCAGGAACUGAGCAAGAGGAUCUAUCUGACCGAUCAUCUAUAGGUUCAUUUAGAGAUCAAUCAGUGACUCCUAAUCCUAUUUAUCAAACUAUUGAACAAACUAUUGAAGAGUUAGAGUCAACAAGAACAUUUGUGGAUGCUCUGACUGACAACUUAUCAUCAAUAGAUAGUGGAUUACCACAGCCUUCACCCCCGCCGGCAUUGCCUCCAAGGUUUGAGCCAGAAACUGUUCUACCACCUCCAGUUCCACCAAUUCCUAAGACAAACCAACAGGAACUUGUAAGAAGAGAAUCUAAUUUCACUAGCUACUUAACGAACACAGAGAUUCAAAGUAGAUCAGAACCACAAACAAGUAAAGAGAAUACUGAGAAUGUGACAUCUUUGACACAGAUUGCUGUUCAGUCCUGGAUGUGGAAUGAUAAUUCAGGUAUGCUUCAAGGUUUUAGCAACAUGGGCAUCCAAGUGUUCAGCUGUUUGUGACCCAAAUUUUUAUAUACAUUUUUGACACCUUCAGGUGGGCUCGAAAAAACUUUAAUUCCAGCUUGUCCUUUGGGCAAGCAGCUCCCAAAUUUUUUCCUGCUCAGGGCCACUUCUUGUUCAGUUCGACUUAGUUAAUGAUUUUGUCAAAGAAUGACUUGCCAGGACCCUUUCCCAGAAAGAAAAUCUAUUAAUUGUCCUGAACUACCAGAGGGGUGACUUUUUGGAGCCCUGACCUUGGUUUUAGAACUGCUGACUGAAUGGGUUGGUGAUAUGUUUGCCAAUUUGGAGAAAAACUUUCACCUGAGAGGUUCUAAUAAUACUGCUCCAAAUUUGCUGGAGGAGAGUUUUCCUCUGGGCUUAUAUGUACCUUGAGGUUGGGGUCUUUCCCCAAGGUCCCUUUGGGGAUGGUCACUAUAACUUCCUGUGUUAACCAUAGCAAGCAUCAGGGGUUUCAAUAAUAAUUAGCACCAACGACCGACGAAACGUGUUGGCUAUUUUUUUCGUCAAAAAAGAAGCAAUUACUUUUGAAAAUUUCGUAAACAAAAAAUAUAUCAUUAAAUCUGAAUUAAAAUGUAAGUUAAUUAUGAUGUGCUUUCGAGGUCCACUGAUAUGUUAUGCUUUAGUUACACCUGACGUGCUUCUGGUCACACAAACGCUGUAUUUCAGUCAAUUUUUUACACAUUUCUUUGUAGGUUUAGGCAGAAUUUGUUUAUGUGCUUCUCUUCUGUUCUCAAUUUAGUCCCCGGAAUACUGGAAAUUGCAUUUUAGGGCUUUGAAAUUCCAAAAUUUUCUGGGGGAACAAGCCCCCAGACCCUCUUAGAAGAAGGGGACUAUUGGCCCCUUGUCAACACAGUCGGUUACUCUAUUCAAACCUGCUGGCUACUUCAAUAUUAUUGAAACCCCCUGCAAGCAUACAUGUACGUGUAUGCAUUGUCUCUUUUGGAGGUGUGAUAUUUACAAUACCUGCUGUUUUCACAUGUAUUGAAGAUUGAUGGGAUGAAUAGAGGCAACCAUGGUUGGAGUUGUAUAUUUUAGAGAAAAAAUACGCAAAAGUUAUUUAAAGGCUUCUGAUAUUAGCACCAUGGUAGUUUUUCAUAAUACUGUAUUGCACAGUUCAAGUUUACAGAGGGAAUUUUGCUUUAAGUAUACACACAGGUGGAACUAACUUUUGAAUGUUAAAAGUAUAUCCUGUUAUUAUUUGCAGGUUCAGAUACCCCUCCAUUUGGUACACUGGACAGAGCCCAUAAAGAGCUCAACAUGUUGACGGUGAGAAAACUAAAGGUGUUGUUACAUGCUAACAGGGUUGACGUUGUCAGGGAAAAGUCAGUGCAUUUUGCCUCAAGUCAAGCUCAAUCUUAGUUCUUAACACAGCCAGUCAGGGAAUUCUAUUUUAAGGCUGCCGUAGCAUUAUAGACGGGUAAUAACUAAAGACAUCAUUUUGGGCCUGUUAUUUAUGAUCCAUGAUCUGUAACUGAUUUAAUUCAGUGAAAAAUCCAGAUAAUUCUCAACAAUAAAUGUAAUAUUAAAAGAUAUGGAACAAGGCUGUGGUUUAAGAAGAGUUUCAAGGGAGCACUCCCAUUGCUCUGAAACCCAUAAAAUCCAGGGUGCCUUGCAUUAGUUUUAAGCAAAAACUAAACUUUCCUAGUUGCCCCUGCCAGUAUCACAAAAUCUUAUACGUUCAAGCAUCCUCUUGGUUAUUGCAUUGUCAUCUGUUCAAUGCACCAUUUUAUUAUUAGUCGUUAAUAAUUAAUUUUAUUAAGAUAAUAGUUUUGUCAAACAGUUGUUUGUUUUUGUUUUAAUAUUAUUUUUUCAAUGUAGUAUUGUUAUCCAGUAGUCACUUUGUGUUUUAUCUUUGGUUGAAUUCAAUAUUUUGUUUUUUUAAUUUACUAGUAUUUUUUAUUGAAAGUUGUUUAACCAUAUUAAUGACAAUUUUUUUUUACAAUAUAUCUUUACUGUUUAUAGUCAGUAUUAUUUUUUCCUUGCUGUUUAAUCUGACCAGUUAUUUUUAAUUUGUAGUUGUUUCAGUUGUUGGUUUUAAUUUGUAGUUUUUAUUUUCAACAUACUCACAGGAACAAACCUGUCCUGUUUACACCACAUUGAAAGGGGUAUGUGUUUGUUUUGUUUCUCGCAUUUUUGGCAUGUAGUUCAGCACUCUCAUCCCAUUUCCACAAACACAUAACAUACAACUUUUUUUAUUACUUGUUAUAAAUAUUACCCACCUUUUAUUCAUUUUAGAUUGCUUUGUAUUAAAAUUGUUAAAUAUAACAUUUAUCAAAAAUCAUCAGUUCUCAAAGUUAUAAGUGUUAAUUGUUAUUAUAAUAAUUAUAUUAACCCAUUCGCCCCUGAACCGCCCGUAACCGCCCGUGCGGAUCCAGGUCCUUUCUACCCAUUGUGACGUCAUCAGUUUUAACGGUCAAGGACAACUUUCUUCACUAACUUGUGCAGAGUGAAGAGAUCUUUCAAACCAUACCAGAAUGAGCACAAUUCAGUCAAGGACACCGGAGAAACAAGCAAAAAACCACGUGACAUUGACCUGAAAAUCUCCAUGAAAAUCUUGUCCCAUUACCCACCUACCUUUCCUUUCGCCUAAUCCUAAGAUCCUAAAAGCUUUCCUAAAAACUCUUCCCACCAAAAUCAAGCCUACUAAAUGCCCAGCAAGAGAAAAAAAAAAUGAGGCAAGAAAAGCAAAAAAAGAAGGGAGGAGAGAAAGCGAAAAGUAAAAGUCAAGACUGCUGUGUCACUUUUAAACCCAAAAACUAUGUCGAAAUUUUGCUUUCUGCGCAUGCCCGAACUUCGCAAGCUGAUAUUUUGCAUCUGGAUCGGAAGACCGCGAAGUGUUCGACCUGUAAACCAGUUUGUGGUAAGUUUUAGCUCUUUAUAGCACGACAGUGACCAGAAAACCACUCGACUAGCUUCAAAACGCGUUUUUCGGCAAAAUCUCUAGGAGCGAAUGGGUUAAAAUCAAUAAUAGAAAUAGUUUGAUGUUAAUGAGAAAAAUUAACAUAUUUGAUAAUCAAAAUAAAAUAGCUUUGUCAGGCCUUUGAUAAGAGAAUUUGAAAGAGCUUUGAUAUUAUUUAAAUGGGAUAAUAACAGCAAGGUCAGUACAAAUAACUGAUUAUUAGUUUACUCAUUUUAAAUGUCACCUGGACAUGAUUUUCAGUUUUUUAUUAAAAAGUUUGACUACUUAAAUGUAAGCUUCUCCUCAAGGCCCUAAUAGUUUUUGCUUAAGCAUCAUUCAAUAUUGUUAAGAAGUUCAUUGAAACUUUGUCUGACCGGCCUUGGAAUUUUAAACACCAGCUUGAAAAUUAGCCGUUGUAUUCCUGAGGUCAAAGAGAAAACUCUUUCCAUGCCACUUAGAUAUAAUUUUGAGAAGCACAUUUGUAUACAUACUAAAUUGUUGAAAAUCAAGUCAUUUUUGAUGAUAUAAGCCAUAAGAUCAAGUGCAUUAAAAUUACACCAGUGGCCUUAAAACAUCCUGGAAAGGUUGGUUUAAUAUUACAUUUUUCUGUAUGAACCAUAUUGAUUUUGUACUGCUUUCUAACAUUGUUAAUCAUACCCUGUUUUCAUUACUUAUUUCAUCUAAAGGCAAGGAGGUGUAGUGCAAUCUUUGUGGUAAGUGCACUAUUGAAUGAAAUCCAAAACUAAAAGGUCAAAGCUUUACCUGCUGUACCUGUGUUGUGAGAUGCACAGGACAGGCACUUGUGCACCACUGAUGGCCCCAGACUGACUUAGGUAGUUAUUAAUAAUGAAACUGUCACCUCUUGACUUGAAGAUUGGAAUGAAGGCUUUUUGCUUUUGUCAUUUGUUGUUAUACCUGUCAAAACUGGAAAGAUGGAUGGAUCUAUGAUGCUUGCUCAAGAUUACUUGCUUUAUUGCCUCCUGGUUACCACAUAUUUGAAAAGAAAAAAAAACUAAAAAGUUAAACAUUAAAAAACGUUUAAUUUAAAAAUUAAAAAAUUGCCUGUAGAUGCUGUAGUAAAAAAAAACCGCUAAGAUAGUUUUAGAGGUGAGCCCUUGAAAAUAUACAUAUAUUAAAGGUUAAACAAAAAAGUAAACAACAUAAAAUAAAUUAAAGGUUAUUUUAAAUAUCAAAAGUAAAAAAAGGUUUUAAGAGUAUAUCAGUAAGUGUAUUCUAGCACCUGCUAACAUCAGUUUUUUUAAUAGUCACUGUUAAUGUUUGGAUCUCCAUUUCCAAUUUUGAAUGAUCGAAGACAAAUCCAAUUUUUGUUUCUUGGUCCCUUUAAAUAAUUAUUGCAGUUUUUGAUGAUAAUAUUGAUUAUUCAACAGAGAGCUUCUCAGCUGCGCAAGACACCAUUUUCAGGAGAAUCAACUGAUUCAUCUGACACUGAGAGCACUGCCGGGGAUUACUGUACUCCACCUGAUGAACUCUCCCCAGCUGAAGAACGUUUACAACUUAAAGAAAAAACAGAUCAGGUCCUUGAGGAAACUACGCAAGUGUUAAAGACCUGUGCUACAUACACCACUGUUAGUCUGAAAAAGGUAAUGAUUUAUUUGUAAGAUUGAAUUCACCAUAGUCAAUCGACACAUCAACCCAACCCCUUUACCAGCCAGCGCCUAAAGAAAUACCAGCCUUGCGACUCACGAAUCUCCUCAAGUCACACAUGGAUCUCUCCAAAUUUGAAAUUGCUGAAAUCUGGAAAAAAAUCCUUGUUAAGUGAGCACUGUGAGGCUUAUGUUUAUUCCUGAUUAUAUAGGGAACAAGUGGAUUCCAUUGUUCUGCUGUGCUUCUGUUAAGAUUUAGAUUGCAGAAGUGGUCAAAAUAUGGUAAAAAAAAUCAUCAGUGGCUAACAGUGGAGUGGGCCUCCUUGGCUAAUUCUGUCCUGUUGUUACCACUUUUGAUGGCAUCUGUAAAUUUACAGCUGAACAUACUGACACUGCAAAUAAUGCCUGCCAUUCAAUGGCCUUUUUUUGUUCAUUUUGUGAUGAGUGAAGUAAUUUUGGAAAUGUCAGUCUAUCGGAGAGUACCGUUAGGGAAAGAAAGUUUCAUGUCUUUUUGUAGGGAGACCAGAAAAAGGAAGGCUAUCUAACCAAGCUAGGAGGCCGGGUAAAAAACUGGAAAAGAAGAUGGUUUGUUCUUCGUGAUGGUAAACUUUACUACUAUAAGACAGAGGUAAAAAAGCUAUCCAAUAUUACUUUAUUUUAAGUCUGUCUUUUAACCUUAGAGCUAUAAGUUUUAAGAUUCUACUAACUUGAUCUAUUCAAAGUAAUGCUCAAUUGGUUAGUUUACUUUAAGGCGAAACAUGUGGAUAAAAAAUUUUAACCCAAAUAUAUUUUGACCUGUUACAUAUACAUAAACCCUAAAAAGUCUGUACCAUAUCGCUUCCUUUCAACUGAAUGAGAAAACAGCUACUUAACUCAUGUUGUUUCACCAAGUGAAGUAGAUGCAUUUGCACAGCCCUGACUUUCUGCACAGCACAAGGGAAAUUCCUUCCACAUAAUAGCCUGGCAUCCAUCUUAAGCAGGUGCUCAACAUAGCAUUUAAUGACGUUAAAAAGUAAGACAGUCAUUUCCCACAAGGCACUUAAAAUGAAUUCUUUUAAAUUCUACUCCCAUGACAUGAUCAACUUUUCCUGUUGUAGCAUGAUGUAAACAGAAAGCCUCUGGGACAGAUUCCAUUGGAUGGGACUUGCAGAAUUGCCAGAACAGAAGGCGCACUCACAUUUGAAGUAAGAAACAUUAAUUUCUGGCAAAGCCCAAGGCUUAUACACCUUCAUAAGGGUUUUUAGUGAGGACACAUCAAAAGAGGGCAUUUCUAUCCAGGGGAGGCUUUUAACUGGACUCAAAAAGGCAUUUCAAAACAAGCUAUGUAGCAGUGCUGAUCAAAAGACUUUUUGAAUUUACUCGCUUUUUUAUGCUUUAAAACAUUGUAAAAAAAUGGAGUUCAUUUCAGUACAUGCUACAGGGGAGCUUAUAUCUGGAGGGUGGGGGUUGGCCUUACAACCGGCUGUAUUUUUUUUGUUUACUGGCAAAUGGUAUAACUGGGGGGAAUUAUAAGUGCAGGGGUGCUUAUAAGUUGAAGUUUACAGUACUCUAUUUUUCAGGCCCUCUUUUUGCAACUGUAAGUAGAAAUAAGUAAAUGAACUUCUCAACAUUUAUCAUUCAGUUACGUUGGCUACCACAAGACUCCUAGCUUAGGAUCACUUUCUAUAAUUACCUUUGUGUUAUAGCUAAUUUGCAUACAAUCCUUAACUUAAAGGUUGCAACGCCAAAGAGAACAUUUUACUUAACUGGGGAGACCAAGGAAGUGGUUGAUGAGUGGCUCAGAGGUAAUAAAAAUAAUAUUAUUAUGAAACUUUAAUAACAUAUAGUAUAAUUAUUGAUAUUAAAUUCAUCCAGUUUAAGGUUAUUUAUUCAUAAGCAGGUUUACAUCACUGACAAUUAUGACAUUUAGAUUAAAAUCUGAAUGCUUAUGAAGCAAAUUCUUUUUGCCCACCCCAAUUUGACUCCUGGGUGUGCUGAAAUGACUAUGUUGAAGUCAACAGAGAAAAAUAAAUGAUUUCAAAGAAACAGAAACCCAGAUUAGCAUUCAAACCAGGAUAGGCAGUGACUGGCUUUCAAACAACUUCAUUACUGUGCUCCAUGCUUUUUAUUAUUAUUCAUUCUUUCAUUGACUUAUUCCUAAGGUUUUAUAUAUUUUUAGUUUUGCAUAAUGUGAUGAGAAAGUUUUCAAGCACUCCACUCUUGCAAGCUAGUGAAAAAGAAAUUAUGAAAGGCUGGCUAACAAAGGUGAGACUGAUCAAUCAAAUAAAUUUUAGUUUAGUUUUGCAUACUCAGGUCUACUUGCUGGCUGAAUGGACCAGUUUCAAAGAUAUUCAUGCUCGACUCUGGGCCUAAGGGGAAUAAAGCAAAAGAAUUAAUCUCAGUGCUAUUUAUUUUGUUUUAUACCCGCCCAGCCUUUGAGCGAAGUAAGAUUUUUUAUCAUUCAAAACCGGUCCUUCAGUGCGUGAGGUUCCAAGUUCGAUCCCUGGUGACAUCACAUCCUUGUUUCAACUUCAUUCUUUUCUGUGUAGCUUUGACUAGCUUUAAAUACCCUUAAAGCGGAGCAUUGAUGGAGAGAGGGGGGUAAAACGAGCGCACCGUCGACCUCAAGUUUACGUAGGUUAUUAUUCUAAACCAGAAGCUUAUUAAAUCCCAACUUUACGUGGGGAAAAAUACUGUGGCAAAAUAAUAUAUAUAUUAAUUUAAAACAAUUUCUCUGUUCUUGACAUAGUAUCCUAGGGCAAAUGUUGCUUAGAGAGGACAGAGGCAAUGUUCACCAGUAGAUAGUCUAAACACAAAGCAUUAACUAGGGUGUUAUUUAGCUGCAUUCCUAUUACUGAUUUUGUUUUGUUCACCAAAAGGUUAAACAUGGUACAUCCAAGAAAUGUUGGACUGUUUUACGUGGACAGUACCUUUGUUACUACAAGAGUGAAGAUGAUGUGGUAAGUAAAGGAGAAUUCUGUUUCAGUUAAUAACAACUCCAUCUAAUAAUUUGAACACUUACAUGUGUGUAUUAUUCAUUUGGUAAAUGAAAAAAUAAAUUAUUGUAAAAUCACUCACUCUGCCCUGAAUCCCAAAGGCCUCCUUACUCACUAGCUGCAAGAAGCGUAAAGAGCAAAGUGCUGGUCGGUAAGCUUUCUCGCUGCUGCGCAACUCACUUUGGCAGCUCUGCUGCUCAACUCCUUGGUCGCCAAACACGGAAAAAAUCUAUGACAUCCAGGCUGAGGAUAUAUUAACCAAGAUACAACAAUGUUGAAUUGACAACAUUCUCACAACAUUAUUGUGAUGUGUAAUAAAAUAUUGUUUCAGCUGAAGAGUGAGGCGUUAACUAUUUGUAUUAACUGAUUGUUGUUAAACACAGAUGCCCUUUAGCAUGACACUCAUGAUAGACGUGAUAGUAGAGGAGAUGGAGUCACCAGAUUCUGAAGAUGGUUUGGAUUCUGAACCAAUACCUUACCGGCACUAUACACUGGUGAUGAAGUCACUCAAACAACCUGCUAGCACCUACUUGUUGAUCGACUCAAAAGAGGAGAAGGUAAUCUACAGAAAAUAUCCAUUCACUAUUUUCGCACUGCCCAUAAUACACUUUAUUGGUUCCCCAAAAUUUUCCUUAACCAUUGUUGCCAUUAACUCCUGGGUAUCACAUGCAGUUAUCCUAAGAGACAUUUUUUGGGGGGCAAAUGAUGUCUAUUAAGAGCUAUGCGCAAGUGGCAAAUACAGCAUAAAUUCCGGUUGGGAGGUUAUUAGAAGUUGUGGCGUGUGGGUAGUCUUUGAAUUUGUCAGACAUUUUGCUCUCAGAAGUGUUUCAGAAGUGGCACUACAGAAUUAAACAUCCUAUUUUUUUUAUGCUGAUAAACAAAUAGCACCAUGUUCAAGUAUUGCAAAAGAGGUUUCAUCUGAAUUGUCGCACCACACACUCACAAGCUGGAACUACAUACUAAAAUAAAUAGUACCUUCUGAAGGUACUGAGAGAUUGCAGUUAACUAAACAAACUUGGCGUCCAAUUCAGUUUCUAGUGUGUUUAUUGUCGCCCGCAAUCCUAAUUUCCAGGUUGCCAUUACGCAUGCUUGGUGCGUAUCUAGCAAGCACUCGUUUGGACUUGCACUAAGAAUGAAUGAAUUGCGAACGCAAUCUGAUCACGCGUGUUUGAUCUUCUACAGUAUCACGUGAAACUUACGCAGUGUACCAGCGUUGGAGCUAUUCGCCCAAGCAGACGCCUUUUAAGGGCAGUCGCGCCCCCUAAAAACGUCUGUGUUGGACGCUACGUUGCAAAAAAGCGUUUUGACCUUCAUUAGAGAACCUGAAACUCGCCCGCACUCCUUAACCUUUGGUUAUUAUUAGUUUCAAGUAUGGUAUUCUUGUGUGCGCUGUAAUCCUCUUUCUUGCCGCCUUAAACAAAAAAAAAAACAAUGUUAAGAUGUAAGAGUUGGCCAAAUUUAACGGGUUUGUUAUGCACCCUUUAAACUUUGUUGUUUUUUUUUAACUGGCUUGAUAUGUUUAAAUCCUGGUAGGACUCUUGGUUGUUCCAUCUUAAAGUCGCAUCAGGCAGCGGGAUUGAUGACAUGGGUACAGAGUUUGAGAAGCACAUCUUUGAACUCAUUUCUCAAGACUGUGAUGCUGGUAAUAUAUAUUUACUUUUCUCAAAUAACUUUUCCAUAAAACGUAUCAUUUCUUGAUUGGAAGUGUUUAUUGCUAGCUAACUUCGGGCGAGAUGACUUUCGGGCGACUUGACCAGUUCCUUACUAAAAACCAGUAUGCUGGACACCCUAGACAGUUUUGUCAGAGCAGCUUAGUCUUAAAACGAUUUUUCCUCAGAGUCCAAUUGAUAAAUGGCCUGCGAACCGCAGACGUAUUUCCGGUCGUCGGUUCUCUCCUUCCGAAAAAUUCGAAGGGAGAGAAGCGACGACCAGAAAUACGUCUGCGGUUUGCAGGCUAAUCCAUAAAAUUUGUGGUGCUGAAAGUGAAGCAAUUCAUAAUUUACUUUUACUGAACAGGUAUAAUCUUUUUUAGCAUUUGUAUUUUAUUUUAUUUUCCAGAGAGUGAAACGUGGAAUAGCUAUGUUUUGAAUCACGUAAAAGAAUUAAUCACCGAACCGCUCACUACUCUUCCAUCUAAGGAACUUGAGGAUGAAGCCCUCAAACUUUUCAAGGUUGGAAAGCACACCAUUACUCUAGCUGCUUCAAUUUGUUAUUCGGCAUUUUACAAAAUUAAAUUUCUUAUUUUUUGUGUGUUUCUUAGACUGCGAGCAGUCUUUUAUUUUUCUUCUGAGUCACAGUAGACCGAGAGUACGCGUGAGGGGCGAGCGGCGAAGCCCCAUCUCUCCUCCUUUUUUUAUAUAUAUUUUAAUUUGUAUUGACGGUGUAUUCUCUUUUUUCCUAGUCCGUGCACCUGUUUACAACUGUGCAGACAGAAGAAGCAGCCAUCGAUUACCACGUGUCACUAGCCCAGAAUGCCUUGCAGAAAUGCCUUGAUCAUCCUGAACUUCAGAAUGAGUUUUACUGCCAACUGAUUAAACAAACCUCAAAACAUGUGCAUAGGGGACCUGAGGAUUUGGGCGUAAGUGUUUUGGCUUCCCCAUCCCUUCUUUUUAUUUGUAACUGUUCAAAGGCCUAUUAUGGGUAAUCUCAGGUCAUUUAACGUGACAACUCACAUGGAUUCUUUGCAAUUAACCGAGGAUUAGAGAUGAUCUGGCGUAGAAGAACUCGGCCCCGAAGUAACUGUUGCUUCCUUCGGGAACCAUUUCCACUCAACCCCUCCCUAAUCCAUGUCCAAACUUUUUCAAUCAAACCCUUACCGCUACUCGUUCAGGAGCCAGUUUCUUUCCUCAGAGGCGUUGUAAGAGUCACAGAAGGAAAAUCUUGAUCACCACAAACACGUAUAAAUCUAAAAGGGCAAUCGCUACUGCAAACAAACACUUGCUUGUGUUGAAUACAGGUGCUGGUCUAUGAAAACCUUGAGUUAAUUGUUUUGUGCCUGAUUUAUCACUAAAAUAAAUGCAAAGAAGCUUAGCGCAGCUUAAGGCGCAACUUUAAUAUGUAGAUGCGAAAAGAAAGCUUGAAAAAACUGAGGCUUGCCGCCAUUCGAACCCUGACCUCUGCAAUAUCAGUGUAGCGCUCUAACUAGUAAGAGCUUCCAACCGGGAGCUGGUCAUGAAAUUGGUUCGUAAUAUACCCGGGAGAGAUGAAGAUGAAAUGAUGAAUAUAUGAAUUUCAUAUUUUAUUAUGGCUCAUAAAUUACCUUUUGGACGCACUGUAGAAAAAGGCAAAAAGAAAACUCCUCGGACAUUAGACCGCGGCGGAAUUACGCUGUUAUUUUCUACACCUUGAACGAAAACAACAUCUGUUAACAUCCGUGUUCUGUCUCUCUGCAGCAUUUCUUGGAGCAUUGUGGCAAGUCAUCGUGGUUGAGGGAAGACUCGUUCGACAUUUCAUCACAGGCCACCAUCGAUCUGCGCCCAGUUCAGGAACAUGUCUAUGUCCAGGCCUGGCAGCUUCUUGCACUCUGCACCGCGUUGUUUGCCCCUAAACAGAAAUUUUUGCUUUUUCUCAAGGGGCAUUUAAACAGAAGUUCGACAUUAAGGUAGCUGUUCAUGAUUUCCUGUUACUAGAGACCUUUAGACGACUACUAGGACGAGAUUUUCUCAAUACUAAGGGCGUGAAUCAGCGUCAUUUUGGCGGGAAAACGUGGUAGCCGUCGUCAUUGUACUACGGUUUUUAAGCGAAAAAAUCGUUGUGGCGGAAACAAGUUAUCAAAUGUUAGAAGUGCUUAACGUCCUUCAAUAAAAGUAGCUGAGUUAACAUUUUUGGUAAAAAAAAAAAAGUAAAAUGAAGCUGUUCGGGGUGCCUAUUUUUGAGAAUACGCGAAUAAACUGUAAGUCAAAUCUCGUCCUUUUCCUCGAAUCUAAAAGUCUCUACUGUUGCUGGAAAUAAAUGGUGUAAAAUGAGACCCAGCUGAGUUUAGAGUACUAUCACUGAAUAAAAUUACCAGUAGUACUUAAUAUUCCUCUUCCCUUAAAGGACUUUUCAGAGAGUAGGAGGCAAAUAAUUCAAAUUAAACAUAGCACGCCGGGUUAAGAAUCACAACUGGCCGAAGACAACUGAACUAGUUGGCUAGUACUUACAAGGGUAGCCGAGUUUUUGAACUGGGCACUACCGACAACAAAUCCAGUUAGCUGUUUGGGCGGGACUUGACCUCGGGGCUUCCGGAUUGCAAGUCGGCCACGCUUCCUCCGGCUCCUACAUAAUAGAAUUACUUACAAUCUUCGUGUGAAACAUAUGGUCUCAAUGAGAAUGUUUGUAUAGGAUAUUAGUAGUUAACCUGAGAUCAGGCUCUAUUUUCGUUUCGCUUUGUAAAUAACAUUCCGGCGGGCAAGGCCCAAUUUUUAGCGGAAGCCGUUAGAGAGAAUGUAUGAGAACCGCUAAAAUUGGGCCUGAUCUCGGGUUAAUUAGCAGCUAAGUGCGUGAUAUUUUACGUUUUUUUCUAAAGAUCUUCUUUAGGAAAGGCAUUCUUUAAGGGUAUUGACUCAAAAUCUCAUAUGAAACAUGCGGUUUGCAAAUCAUUUGUUUUCCUCUAUAGAACAAAGCUUGGAAAAUAUGCCACCUAUUGCCUUAGAAGCUUGGAAAGAACGUUGGUUAACGGGAAAAGAGAGGCAAGACCAUCAAGAAUGGAGGUAAUUUGUAGGAAUAAAAACUCUUGCCUAGUCUGCACCAAUAAUGGUUAAAUGUAGUGAAACAAAAGACGAUAGUAUGAAUUGAACAAUUGCUUUAGUAGAUUUUCUUUCGCUGAGCGUUAGUUCUCCCCGUUCAUCGAGGCGCCGUUUAAAAUUGCAUGUGCGCACGAAAUCUGGCAAGCCAAGAUGUAGCCUGAUAGCGUUCGUAUUUAUUGGAUGGUGCCCUCUCGAUCGUUACAGUAUUUUUAGCGAGCUCUUCUCUGAAGAUGACAGAGGAUGGACCACUGUCCUCACAAAACUUGAAGCGAAAAAGAGAAAUGCUCAUGUUUUCAAGUCUCUUCUUUGUGGCUUUAACAUCCUACAAUAUUUUUUAUGCAACAUAGAUUGCUCAGUAAGACUGCUUUUUUCUCUGUUCCCUCCCUUUAGUUUUAAUGUACAUAAAUGAUUCAGUGCAUUUGUUUUUAUUCAUUUCAUGGUCUUUUUUCUGCAGGUGUUGUCUGUUCUUCUCCACAGGCCAUAUGAUCACUCUUGUUCUAUGAGCAUUCCAGUUCAUUUUAUUGACGGCACUACUCAAGUAAGUCAAACGUUGGGCGACUUGGUCUGUUAUUAUUAAAGUAUUGUUUUACUAGUGCACUACAGGGCCAACUGUAAACAAGCGGAUUUGCCCACAAAAAGAGUGGUUUUCGCACGGUUUUGUGGUCGAUUCACUACAUGCCAACAUGCAGUCGUCCAAAAUUUAGAUACCUAGUCGUUAAAAAUUGAGCGCCAACAUAGAUGUCAUAUUAUUUUUAGCCGGUACGGUCGAAAGUGUGAACACCAUAACCGGCUAAAUUUUCCUUCGACACUUUGAAAGGUGUGGUUGCAUGGUUGCGUAGUAACUCAGCUAGGAGACGCCAAUUUGGAUUUUUUAAAGUAGCUCUCUGCACAUGGGUAGAUGGUGAAAUCAGUGACAACGUGAAAAUUUAACCUGCUUCAUCAGUUCCGUGUGAACAGAGCGAAAAUAUUGAACGGUUCUGCGUGAAUGAAGUUUCCCGUCCAAUUUUUCAGCCGGUCCAAAAUUCGUCCGGUGCCGCGUGAAUUGAGCGUGGCCUUAUUUUAUCAUCAGUUUACCCGCUGCCUAAUGGCGCCUGAAGUAUCAACUGAAAAACACCUGAGUACGUGGAUGGUGUGUACUGAAUGGGUUCGUACAGUCUUUAAUUCUUGAAAAAGCCUGGAAAAUGGAGAUGGUGUCUGGAAAAGUGGUGAAAAGUCUUGAGUUUUUCUGUUUGCAAAGCUACAACAUGUGCUUUAUAAGUAAUUUUUUUCGUUUUGGUCAGCUCCUAUUCAAUUUCGCCUGUACGUUUGCAGCGCAUCAUGAAAAAAGCUUUGUUCCUGUGUUUUGUUUUUAAGUUCUCUAUUGAUCACCUAUUUGAUAAUCUUGAGUCUGGAAAAAGAAAGUAUUGUUUUGGGAAAAAGUCUGCAAAAAGUCUUGAAUUUUGGAUCCAAAAUCUGUAUGAACCCUGUACUAAGCUUUCUUACUUAAGAACACAACAUGAUCAGGGGUUUUACGAAAUCGUUCAGGUCUUAAGUCGUAGGAGUUUAAAAUCACUUGAGGAUGGUGUAUUAGAAAAGCUAAUGUUUCGGUUUGUUAUUAUAAUUCCAGGUAUUUGGUUUUGAUGGCUCGACCACAGUUCAAGAAUUCUCCGAGACAAUCAACAGAGUAAGUUGUAAUGGCAUGUUCUUGCUUUCUGUUAAUGGAAAUGGAAAUCUAUGGUGUAAAUAGACAUUAAAUUCACCCGUACUCCAAAGUAUUUACGUUUAAACAUGUAAGAGCGUUUUUUUUUUUUCAACUUAACCAACUAUUUCUAAAGCCGUAGCAAAGGGCUGUUCGAGAAGUGGUUGUCAAUGUUAAGCUGGAUACUUGCGACCUGGUUUGGCAAGGCACCUUUCUUGUCGUUGAUCUUCACAGUGUGGAGGAAUGUGUCAUAAUUUACAAGGCUGUGCUCUAAUAAAAUACGAAGGGAGCCUAGGGGUCAAUUAAAUAUAACUCUUACAAGUGUAAUUUACAAGUGUAGCUAUUGUUUUGAGACUCUCUAACAUUGCCUACACUUCUAAAGGUUUUAUUAAAUUGACUCCAGUUCUCUAAACCUGAGAGAUCGAGGGUGCUCAGCAUGAAAAGUCGGUAUGAAAAAACUAAGCCGUAGUUUCCUAGUCACCCCAGAGCCAAACGCAAAGUAAGGUGCCAGGGGCCACUGGGCGCUGCUAGAGCACAGCUCUAAUUUAGUUUGCUACAAGUUUCUUUAUGCUUCUUACGGUGCCUUUUACGACACUAUUUUGAAUUCUAGGAUUUUCUUGAUAAAUCCCUAACCAGUGGUUACCAAUAAAUUUAUAGAAGUUUUAUUACUUUCGUUCAGAUGAUGGGUAUUCGUACUCCUCCAGAGAGUGGGUUCGCGCUUUUCACAGAUAACCCCGUCAACGCAGUGGAACAUUGCUUACAAGCCAGUGUAAAGGUUGGUAUUGCAAGAAACGGUCCUGAGCAUGCCUUCAUAAAUUCGAGAUAUAGUGGUAUCAGUUACCAGCAGACGAGAUAGUUGCUUUGUCUGUCUCCAAAUUUGAGCAGCAUCAAAUUCGGGCGUGAUAUAUGUAAUAUUUCUAUGCACAGAUGGACACCCUUUAUAGCUCACUUAAUCGCGAAAUGAUGAUCUAUAAACUUACUUAUGUUGUCGUUUACCCAGGAAGUGAAGAGAAUAUUUUUAUCGCUCGGCUUUGAAGUCUCUCAGUAAACAAGAUUGAUUGAAGUUCGCGUAAUUGGUGAUUGCGUUUCUUUUCGCUCUGUGAGUUACAGAAUACGUUUUCCUUUAUUUUUUCGUUACACAGCUGUGUGAUGUGAUAUCAAAAUGGGAACAAGCCAUGCGUCAGAGCCAGGGGAGACUGGAUACGAGUCGGGUCAUCAAACUGUCGUACAAAAACAGGUGAUUAAUAAUGGAAGUUCGCUCGAAGAGAAUUUUUGUUUGACAGAAUAGGCUUUUCCAAAAAAUACCAUAGUACUCUCUAAUGUGCCGGGUUAGAGACGUCGUUGGACAUAUUCAGGAGGGUCUUGGCUCGAGCUGCACCUGCAAAGUAUCAGAUUUUGUACAAUUUGUAUGCUAUUUCAGCGAAGGGCACUAAAAUAACUGCAUCUACUAACCUAGACGAGGCUAAACCCGCGCAUUAAAGAUUGUUAUCGUGGUAUUUUUCAGAAAGAGCUAUAAGGUGGGCUUUUCGGUGACGUUCAUGGGUUUUGAUGACUAUCAAAAGGAUAGUCUGUGUCAGUGACAUUUAAUCAUGGACAUGACUGGCUCAUAAAAAUGCAGACUUUCAGUGGUCUAGCAUAUGCCAUAUAGACACCUCCUCCUUUACGGUUUAAGUUCGACAAAUCCAAUAUUAAAAACGCCACCUUGCGUCCCUAUUAGGUCACAAAGCAAACGGCGUUUUCAGGCAAUCACCCAAACGGGACUGUAAUUGAUGUUUUGUACUUUAUCUUUCUCCUAAGAUUACACUUUAAGAGCCUCAGCAGCACAGAGACUGAGAAGGAGAGAUUUUUCCUAGUUCUUCAGGUGAGGAAUUCUAUUUUCUGUGCUCCCCCAGCUCGGGGGACAAGGAGUUUUUAUCACAGAAUCAGCUAAUAAUAAAAAUAGUAAAGCUGGAGUAUAACAUGAAGCUUAAACGACUCCGCCCUAUCUUUGGCACGACGAGGCGCCCAGUGACUUUAUUGCGAAAGUAUAAACUGAACUUCCGGUCAAAACCUUUAUCAAUUGGCAGGUACAUUUUAGCAACAACUAAUUCAAAAAAUCAAAUUUUUGUUCAUUGAGCCCCAUGACACUCUCUCCCGGUGACAAACUACAGCUGGCUAAGCCUGGGGCUCUGGUGAUAGCUUGUCUUAUAGAGGAAACCUAAACCUUAACCUUUUUCAAAUAGUUAAAUCGAUCAUAUAACAUGAUGGCGGAUAAUGCCUGCGUUCUGCGUGAGGGACUGGCCAGCUCCAACUCGAUUUUAAUUUUGUUGGCACCCUCGCCUAACUAGGCGACCACUGAAAACUUACAUAAGUAUUGUACUGCAAAUGGUAAAAGCUUUCGCUGUAUUUCUUAACUUUUUAAAUAUAUAAGCAGUCGCUUUAGAAACUACAAUGUUCUAUUUCUUUUCAGCGAUAAUUAUUUAUGGUUUUAAUUCUUGCAGACAAAUGCUAAUGUUGUAAAAGGCCGAUUUCAAGUAAGCAAAGAGAUGGCGCUGGAGUUUGCUGCUCUGAUGGCUCAGGUAAUUAACUUUUCUUUUUACCGUCUUUGUGCAUAAUGGUUAGUAUUUUCUCUCUUUUUGUUAAAAGAAGCUUAGGAUUGAGGGUGAACAUAAAGGGCGAUCGCGUAGGUGGGCGUUCGAUUUUCAAUACGGUAUUCUGUUCAUAAAAAACCUGAACGAAUUACAGCACUCACGCUGCUUUGGAGGCUUUAUAGGAGCUUUAAGAGAGGCACCUGUAUAUCGACUGUUUUCUUCAGUUUAUGUCUGAUCAUGAUAUAACGUUUGAUUUUAGAUCACUUACGGUGACUACAGAGCUCAUACAAAUUCGCUACCAAGCACGAGAAUUGAAAUGGUUAUCUCUCAGUUUUGUGCGAAGACGUUGAAAGAAGAAACUGGCAAGCGGUAAGAAAUUAUUCAACGUUAGUGAUUGAUUCAUAGUUCGUGUUUCGAUACCGAGAUCAGCCGGACUUUCUUGUUUACCAGUGUUUCACUGUUGCUAAAGGCCUUUUUGUUUUUGUUCCGGAUUUUCCUCUUUUUUGCGGACUAUCCUUCAGUUUCUGGUCAGUUAGGUUCUGUGGGCUUGUUUCCUAUUAUUUUUCCUUUUCUCUGCUCUCUGGCCGUUUCACCCGGUCUCCUUCUUGAACCUUUCCCCUUGUUUGUGUUGCCUUUCCUUUUUGUACGAACCUUUCCGCUGUCCUGUGGGAUUUAUCGCCCGGUGACGCAUUUUUGACAAAAGAUUUAUUUUCUUUCUUUGUCAGAUCGCUAACUUUGCGUAUGGCCGAGAAGUGGUCGACACUGCAUGGCUGGAACCAAAGGGAGUGUGUUGAUAGGUAUCUGGAGAAUGCACGCAGAUGGCCGUUUUUUGGCUGCAAGUUAUUCCAGGCACAGGUAUAAGAGAAAAAACCACCUUCUUAUGGUUGUAAAGUAAAGGAAGGUUUUCAUUUGAUCGCACCCAUAAAACAGAUCCCUGUACUUUUUUUAGCAGUCGUAGCGAUUCAAAUGGAUGUGCUACCAAAAAACUAGCGGGCGCAAAAGCGUUGAACCUGUGAAAUUCAGUGUGCUCAGCAUAGCCAUUGUGGUUGGCUUUAAAAUGAAACACCUUUUCUUGACCUUUUUUCGCUCAGUCAGAAAUUGAACUACAACUAUGUUACUUAAUUUUAACCUUUGCCUUUCAUCAAGUAAUAAUUGGGUCAUUCCCUACUCCAGAAACUAUAAGGAGAAUGGGUACAAGCUUUCGGCGUAACCAUUUCUGGGAUAGUUUGAGCGGAUAAGCGUUACAUAUGAUUGGUUAGUGGUUGUCUUAGAUACCAUCGACCAAUCAUAAUUAACGCUUGUCCACCAAAACAAUCCCAGAAAUCGUUGCGCGGAAAUCUUUUACCCAUGGCUCUUAUAGUUUUGGAGUGGAGAAUUGGGUUAUAUGCCUUUUAUGAACGGCACUGACAGAUUGUCUCUUCGUUAACAGCAAAAGCAUACAGUUUCAGCUGCUAAAAAGCGAGGACCUCAAACAGAGAGUAGCCAGCCGGUUUGGCUAGCAGUGGAGGAGGAUAGCAUUAGUAUACUGGAAGGGCAAAGCUUGGUAAGUCUGUUGUUAGUUCGUUAUUUACCAAGAACGGUCUGAAAUAGUCCUGUUCAUUCACUUAAAUACAAAUGGACAACUAGCUUUAAUUUUCUGCCGAUAAAUGUCGCUCUUCGUAAUGAAAUGAUCGUGGUAGGAGUGAGGACACAAGAACUUUGAGUGAACGAGUGUUUCGUCUGGCGACCUUGUGGUAGAACACCACGAUCACCCACUCAGGAAAAGAAAAAUAGAUUUGCUUUCUUCAUCCUGCUUAGCUACAAUCAAUUACGAAAAGGCUCGAAGGAUUCCUGGAUCGUAGUCAAAAAUUAUGAGACAACUUUGAACCGGGUAGAAGGGAGAGAUUCACUUGUAUUCGUGAGAUUUCUUCUUAGAAACUGUAUGCCUGAACUUUGAAAAACUACCCUGAAAUAUAAGAACCUGUUCAGCCUGACCUCGAAAAUUCUAGGUUCUCAUAUGCGGGAUUUUACUGUACUGGCCUUCAGUUUGUGUGUUGAUUUUUUUUCAGCGCUUGAUGUGUCGGUACCGGUAUAAAUCAGUAGUGACGUUUGGAGGAUGGAAAGAUGACUUCAUGUUAGUGGUGAACCAGUCCAUCAUGCGUGGCGGCGCUACAGUAGAGCAAGGAACACAGAGACUAUUGUUUGUGAUGUCAAGAGAAAAGGUAACGGUUUGCAGCUCAUUAAAUACAGCCAGCUCAACUCUGUCUAAAAUAAACACUCUUGGGACCGUAUGAGUGUCCUUUGCAAGGUUGUGUCAGACUAUUUGAUAUUUAAAACUAUUCCACGAGUGCGCGUUGGAUAUGAGUUGGCUUUAAUCAUCUCGUAUCCAACAAGCACGAGUGGAAUAAUUGUGUUAUUAAAACUCCACAAAAUAUCGAGAAUUAUUUCCGACCUACGCGCCUCGUUGGCUAUGUAUCAUCUCAUAUCCAACGCGCCCUCGUGGAAUAAUUGUUAAAUAUACCAUGAUGGCUAAGCCAAUCAGAGCUCUAGAAUUGCAUUAUACAAUGAUUGAGUUUUUAGUAAUGUCAGUUAUACCCGUGUGUUAGCCUGCGUGCGGACGUCUCCCCAGUGUUUCCUUUGAUAGACGUCUGUACGCAGGCUAUCCACCGUCUGUGAGUCGUCGCUCAAAGAUCAACUCAUAAGGCACGUCAGUCUCGUACUGUUCUUCAAUGUUUGUGGCGAAUCAAGCAAAUCCGUAUUUUGAGAAAAAUGAAGGCGUCUACCGGAGAAGUCUGAUUGGCGCCCUCUCUUCUUGUGUCGUGUGAUACCCCUUGAAGGCGUGAAGAACAAUAAAAGAUUGCUCGUAAAGGGAGAGGCUUCUCUCCCGGUUCGUCUUCUACUAUUUUGCUGUCUUCCGUCUCAACGUUACAGCUUGCUCCUUUCCACUCACUGAAAACGGACUGUAAGAUGUACUUCCGGCAGCUAUGGCAAUAUGUCGUUAACAUGUUGAAGCCUUCUUUUGAUGGAGACGUUCUUAUCAUUGCAGAUUCUUGAAAUCACUCUUCUCAUGGCGAGUUACAUCAACGCUAUCAUACGACAAAAGGGUAUAACUUGUAACGUCAAUGAAACCGGGCCGGCUAGCAAACAAGGGAUGGAGGUGAAGGUCUGGGACCUAGAGAGUGCCGAGUGGCCCAUAGUGCCAGGCUCCACAGUUGGUCUUCUUUGACGUCACUGAAUACUUUAUUUUUAGUACAAAAAGAAGUAAUGUUUUGUUAGUUGUUUUUAUUGUUGACACAUUGUAGAUUUCUUUUAAAAGCUACGCCGAUUUUAUGCUUUAAUGUUUAUAAACUUUUAGGGUCAGUUACAUAAACGGAAUUCAGCCAGUGCUUAACAAAAGCCCGUUCUAAGAGAUUUUCAGUUUGCCGAAUGUUUUUGCUUAACACCAUUUAUUGUGAAGAGUUUCAUGAAAGCAUAUGACUUACACGAGACAAGCAUUUGUCUUCUUAAAUUGAACUACUAAGGAAGAGAUCUGAAGGUCCAAAGACUUGCUAAACCGCGGUGUAAGUUAGAAUUCGUUUAAAUAACUGACCCUUAGUGUCUGUGAUGUGAUAAUGGGGAUAUUGUAGACCUUAUUAGCAGCCGUUGAUCAGAGAAUGAGCCCGCACUCGUCUCUUCUCGGGGAAGAAUAAGAUCGGACCUGAAGGAGCGACGGGUAUUGAGCCUAGGGGUAAUUUUUGAGAGGAAAAAGGAAGGCAAUUUCAACUUCGUAGGAAGGCAACUUCCACCUGAAGUCUACCAUGCUGCGACGAAAAACUCGUGUUUCUUAUCAGAAACUGCAUCCUUUUGGCUUUGAAAUUGCUCUCUUUUUACUUCAUCAGCUAAGGAAUCGCCAAGUAAGAAACUUUGCACCCCUUUUGGUUUUGCUGUCAUUUACAUAUCUGCUGGAAAAAAGUUGUAAAUUAUUGAAAUUCCUUGGAUUAUACUGAGAUGUUGAACAUCGUGAGACCAGAUGACUGCUACAGUAAAACCCCUCUUUACGGACAUCUAAUUCUAUUACGGACAGUUUGGGUUGUCCCUGAGGAAAGAAAGCCCUUACCCCGUUGACACGGGCGCUUUCUAUGGCCCCCUCGGUGACCGUUUUAGGGGCGUUUUACUGUACUUUUUACUCCAGGCCCUUGUGUUACACUAUGGGGAGCAGUCUUAGUAAACAUUUGUUGUUUCUAGUCGGACCUACGGCCUCUUUUUUCCCCGUCAUUAACUCUGUUAUAUGGGGAUUGGUUUCUCGAUAGUUGUAGUAUUUAUCUGUACUGAUUCAUUUGAAUAACCGUAUGUAAAAAUGUAAAUUUGACGUGGGUUAUUUGGCCUCAACAAGUCGUAUGAGAGUAUUGAGGGCCACCCACUACUCGUUAGUGAGAGUAUAUGAUGUUGGAGCCAAGCUCGUUGUAAAGAAUUGUCGAACUUCAGUUGAUACAUUUCACUGAAAUGAAGAGUGUAGUUAGGAAAUUAAGCAAUAGUUUGCCGAAAAAGUUGAUUUUAUUUUUAAGAAAAUAUUGAUUUCAAAUCUAAACAAUAUCGCUAUAGUUAGUAUAGGGGUAGAUAUGAGAUAUAUGUACCAUAAGAGUGAACAGUGUUUUUCGCGCUUCUUUUCGCCUCUUCUUGUCGCACUUUCUUAAAAUAGACAAUAGAGUAUAUAAAAGUGGGCGAAAUCGAUCGCGAAAAGGUGAAUUUUUAAGUCCAGACAACCUACAAGGUGACUGCAACUACCCUGCCCAAGAAGCAAUAGGUUUAAUGGCAACUCUGCACUUGCCUCACGUUAAUUUUUGUACAUUUCUUUGCCGUCACUGCAUGACUACGGUGUGAAACGUCCUAAUGCAACGUUUUCAUGGAGAACGUGAACACGGAACACCAACUUUUCCUCUCUCUUUCUUUUGUUCGAUGGUUUGAGCUAGCUGGAAUUAUCGGGAUAAAAUUUAAUGCUCUUUCUACUGCUGUAGUCGCCGUUGUGGUUGCUUAAGCCUUCUAAAUAUUCACCUUAGCUCAGAAUAAAUCUACUUGAGAAGGCUAUAAAUGUAAGAGAAUUAUGUUAAGAAAUUAUUCCUUUCUGCUGUGGAAAUUAAAAGAAGGCUCUAGUUCGUCUGAAAUAGUUCUUAUCAUAUCAGAUAAUAAUCUAUACCUUUUUUAAAUAAUCACUGCCCGACGCUAAUUUUGUUUGCAUCAUUUGUGGCAUAAAUCUUAAGUUACUGCAAAGAACAUAUCGAUAUUGAUGAAAUCUAAUAGCCCAGUUGUGUUUAUUAUUAAUAUUUUAGUGCCGUUGAACUUCGGAGAUGUAUUAACUGUGUAACAGAACUGAAAAAAUACUUUUAUCUGGGCGGAGUUAUUUUCUGUUUGAUCCCUGAUCAGUAAGUGUUUCCUCUUUUUCCCGUAAGAGAAGUUUGCAAGUACUCGGCAAGUCUUAAGUAUACCUCAGGAAAAUAGACCCUUACACGGCAGUUUUUUGUUUUUCAAGUUUUGUUAAAGAACAGUAAUCAAAUAUCCAUCUACACUGCUGUAAAGAGCGCCUUAAAAUUAGGCAACUUACUAAGUUUGAGUCGUGUUGACAGAUUUUCACUUACUGGUCUCCGUCA